AGGUGGUACCUAGACUCUGGCGCUAGCAACCACAUGACCGGCUCCAAGGAGGCCUUCUCAGAGCUUGAUGACGGCGUGACGGGGACAGUGAAGUUCGGCGACGGCUCGAAGGUGGAAAUUCAAGGUCGCGGCACUGUCAUCUUCCGGUGCCAGAACAGCGAGCACCGCGCAUUGACGGAUGACCGAGAACAACGGCUGAUGGCUAAGGUCCAGCAUUCCCGGAACCGCCUCUACCUCCUCGACUUGAAAGUGGAGCAACCGGUGUGCUUGGCAGUACGGCACACUGAGGAGCCAUGGCUAUGGCAUGCUCGGUUCUGCCAUUUGAGCUUCGACGCACUCGAUCGGCUGAGGAAGAUGGUGCGCGGGCUCCCGCCAAUCGAGCACGCAGGCGAGCUGUGCGAUAGCUGCCUGGCAGGGAAGCAGAGGCGGCUGCCUUAUCCAAAGGCGGCCAAGUAUCGUGCGGCGAACGUCCUCGAGCUCGUCCACGGCGACCUUUGCGGGCCGAUCACGCCGGCUACGCAUGGCGGACGACGCUACUUCCUGUUGCUCGUGGACGACUGUAGCCGUUUCAUGUGGCUGCAGCUCCUGACGAGUAAUGAUCAGGCGGCGGAGGCAAUCAAGCGAUUCCAGGCGCGGGCUGAGGCAGAGUCCGGAAAGCGGCUGCGCGUGCUGAGGACGGAUCGGGGUGGCGAGUUCACAUCGGUGGAAUUCGCCGCGUAUUGUGCAAACCAGGGGGUAAUGCGCCAUCACACUGCGCCGUACUCACCACAACAAAACGGCGUAGUGGAUAGGCGGAAUCAGACCGUGGCCUAUCGGCUCUAUGAUCCACGUGGAGGCAAGGUGGUGGUCUCGCGGGAUGUGGUGUUCGACGAAAUGGCGGCCUGGGAUUGGGAGAAUCCAGGCACGGGGGAAGCCCGUGGCGUCGGCGGUACGUUUGUCAUCGAGCAUUUGCUGAUCCACGGAGGAGGAGAUGCGGGAUCAGAGGAGCCAGCUGCGGACGCACCAAGUCCAGCAACUGUGGUUGCGUCAGUUGAGCCGCAAAGUCCGGCCAUGGGCACAGGCGAAGAGUCUCCACCAGCAGCUGCGCACACGCCCCCACCACAGUCCCCUGCUGCGGCAGGACAGGGGACACCUCCAGUGACGACAGUUGAGUUCACCUCUCCUCCAAGCGACAUCGACGAGUAUGUGGAUGCCUUCCACGACGGUGAGGAGGUGAGGUUUCGCAGGAUGGACAACCUCGUUGGCAACUCGAUUGUACCAGGAUUGGCAAGUCGAUUACUCGACGAUCAGGAGCUUCUCUUCGUCAGCGCAGAGGAGCCAUCGACUUUCGCGCAGGCCGAGCGCGAUGUCAGUUGGAGACGAGCUAUGCUAGAGGAGAUGAAGGCGAUCGAGGAAAAUGAGACAUGGGAGCUCAUCGAUCCACCUCCAGGCUGUCAUCCAAUCGGGCUCAAAUGGGUCUACAAGGUCAAGCGGGACGAGAGUGGCUCCAUAGUCAAGCAUAAGGCGCGCCUCGUUGCUCGCGGUUUCGUCCAGCGUGAGGGCAUCGACUUUGAGGAAGUUUUUGCACUACAAGAGUCGGGCUUCGCCGUUAAGGGAGAGGAGCACAAGGUGUUGCGGCUGCGGAAGGCACUCUAUGGGCUGCGUCAAGCCCCACGAGCGUGGAACGCCAAACUCGAUGCCACCCUGGCUACGCUUGGGUUCACGCGCUGCGCGACAGAACAUGCGCUCUACACGCGAUGA
Molecule: messenger RNA, 1740 nt
Organism: Striga hermonthica
Lineage: Eukaryota; Viridiplantae; Streptophyta; Magnoliopsida; Lamiales; Orobanchaceae
Source: the annotation of a GenBank genome assembly